CCCGUCUCCUGAACUUCCCUACACACCAGAUUCCACCUUACUCGCCUGCACCAAAUUGAAGGGAAGUGAACUGCAACCGGAUCAUGAUCUAGAAGAAGAGGAAAUAGAUAUAACUUCUCUCGGAUUCUUCAGGGUUACUAAGUUGGAGAGUACGUUAUAAGUUGGAGACACAGGCAACAUAAAAUUUCUUCAGGUGGAUACGACAGAUGCAGGGCAUGGUGAGGAGAUUCUCUAGGCUGGCUGCGGCGGUCAGGACGGCGGACGUGCCGAGAAUGCCGGCCUUCUACCAUGUGCCGCUUCCCUAUGACGGCCCGACCGCCGCCGAGAUCGCCCGGAAGCGCGCCAAGUUCCUCAGCCCGUCCCUGUUCCAUUUCUAUUCCAAGCCCCUGAAUAUCGUGGAGGGAAAGAUGCAGUACCUGUACGACGAGCACGGCCGGCGUUACCUGGACGCGUUCGCUGGCAUCGCCACCGUGUGCUGCGGCCACAGCCACCCGGACAUCGUGGACGCGAUCACCGCGCAGGCCAAGCGCCUGCAGCACUCCACCGUGCUUUACCUCAACCACGCCAUCGCCGACUUCGCCGAGGCGCUGGCCUCCAAGAUGCCCGGCGAUCUCAAGGUUGUCUUCUUCACCAACUCCGGGACGGAGGCCAACGAGCUCGCCAUUAUGAUGGCGCGGAUGUACACCGGCUCCCACGACAUCAUAUCUCUCCGGAACUCCUACCACGGCAACGCUGCAGCCACCAUGGGCGCGACCGCACAGAAGAACUGGAAAUUCAAUGUUAUUCAGAGUGGCGUGCACCAUGCCGUUAACCCGGACCCGUACAGAGGCGCCUUCGGCUCGGACGCUGAGAAGUACGCGCGAGAUGUGAAGGAGAUCAUCGAGUUCGGCACCACCGGCCACGUCGCUGGCUUCAUAUCUGAAGCCAUCCAGGGCGUUGGUGGCAUCGUGGAGGUCUCACCUGGUUACCUGCCCCUGGCGUACGACACCGUCAGGAAGGCCGGCGGCCUCUGCAUCGCCGACGAGGUCCAGGCGGGCUUCGCGCGCGUCGGCAGCUACUUCUGGGGGUUCGAGACCCACGGCGUGAUCCCUGACAUUGUGACCAUGGCAAAGGGUAUCGGCAACGGCAUCCCUCUGGGCGCCGUGGUGACGACACCGGAGAUUGCGCAGGUCCUGACCCGGCGCAGCUACUUCAACACGUUCGGCGGCAAUCCAUUCUGCACCGCCGGCGGGCUCGCUGUCCUCAAGGUGCUCGACAAGGAGAAGCUCCAGGAGAACGCCUUCAUCGUCGGCUCCUACCUCAAAGACCGUCUCCGUGGCCUCCAGGAGAAGCAUGAAAUCAUUGGUGACGUGAGAGGAACCGGUUUCAUGCUCGGUGUUGAGCUUGUGACCGAUCGGCAGCUCAAGACCCCGGCAAAAGACGAGAUUUGCCGUGCCAUGGAACACAUGAAAGACAUGGGUGUUCUUGUGGGAAAAGGGGGAUUUUACGGGAACGUCUUCAGGAUCACUCCCCCUCUGUGCUUCACCAAGGAAGACGCUGAUUUUUUCGUUGAUGUGAUGGACAUCGCGCUGUCAAAACUCUGAACAGGCACUUGCAAUGGGCCUCUGGCUCGGAGAUCUGAAAAUUAGGUUCUGCACUUUUGAACAAAAAAUGAAGAAUCGGUGAACGAAUCUGGCCUGAUGCAGCUUGUAUAAGACAAACUUGUAAGGAGUAUAAGAUAUUAAUUUGGCAUCGAGACGUCGAUAGUGUUUGCCUGUCUGGAGAGCAGUAUUUUGGCAAUUUUAUCUUCUAUUUGUCUUUUCACUUCAUCUUGUUUUAUGAAGUGGAGUAAUAUAGAAGGAGGUGUUGUUUUUAAAAGCUGUCUGCCAUCCAUUCAUUAUCACUACUCCUAUAAUGAGGCAAUUGGUGGCGGUGGUAUGUAAAAAAAACUCACCGCCUCUGACCAGUGCAAAUAUAGUAGCGUUUUGUCGGUUCUCCACA
Molecule: messenger RNA, 1980 nt
Organism: Brachypodium distachyon (stiff brome)
Lineage: Eukaryota; Viridiplantae; Streptophyta; Magnoliopsida; Poales; Poaceae
Product: alanine--glyoxylate aminotransferase 2 homolog 3, mitochondrial
Exons: 9
Coding region: 207-1583 (458 amino acids)
Cellular component (GO): mitochondrion
Molecular function (GO): transaminase activity; pyridoxal phosphate binding
Source: RefSeq, a predicted model, not a curated record